AUGAACGACGGUGCUCAGAAAGGAGUAAAACCACAGAAAUCGGCUACGGCAGGAGCAACUGGUUUGGAUGAAUGUCACGGUUCGACGAAUCGUUCUUCCACGCAACAGGAUGUAAUUAAGGAUUCGCGAUCGAUCGUGUUGCGGGCCACAUCGAGUUCGGACGAAGACAAAAGCGUUUCGAAGAAAAAGGACGGGUCCGCGGAGUUAACGCAAAGACUGUCAAGGACCGAGACUGUCCGACAAGAUGCCCGAAAAUUGAAGACUGCUACGCUUAAUCGAAUGGGAAAAAUGUUUAAGCAGCGCUCCCAAACACCUGUAGCGGAUAAAUCGUGCCUGGAUAUCGAUAGCGAUAUCAAUUCGGCUAAAACUACGGAAAGCGAGGACGCAGCGAAAAGAGAGAAGAGCAACUCUUUAGGUAGAAUGCUGAAGCUGGUGGAGAAAGAUGGCUCGCCGAAAAAAAUGUUCCAUCCUCGAGCUGGCUCCCUGAGCCGCAUCUUGCGUCGUAAUCCCAAUAACGAGGACAACGAUGACAAGAAGCAUAUGGAAGAAAACUCACCGGGCAUUUUUUCAAGGAUGCUGAAUCAGUUGAGAGGAAAGUAAAAAAAGCUACGAUCUUUUAACGCGUAUUCGUAAAAACAUAAGAAAUAUAAGAAAUAUAAAAAUUCGGGUAAAAAUCGUAAAUCACGCCCAUUUACGUGGUAUUUACGUAGAUCUUCGAUGUUCAGGACGACCACAAAGUGGAAAUGCUACGCUGGAGCCUAACUUAAAGACACGCGACAAAAUAAGCUCGUUACCUCCGAAAGUGCCAUUAAGUUCAAGAACGGUUAAUUUAUCUUCGUCAACGUCCACUUCGUCGCCACAGACGCGAGUCACCGAAUCGCCGCAAAAAUUGUCAAAUUUUGAAUAUUCGAUUUAAGUCGCCGCAGUUCGAAGUAUCGAUACGCGAUAAAAAAUGAUAGUAAUUAACGCUUCGUUUGUUAUAUCACGAUUACAGUAGUAAUUAUAAUCGAUGUUAAUUUCGUCGUAUUAUAUAUAGUCGUAUAUAUAGCGACGAAAUUCACUUUCAUUUGUAUUUUUCAGAUACGACGGCGCGUGAAACGAAACGAUCAAACACGGUGCAUUUAGAAAAACGAAUACAUUUGCCCGUAUAAUUGUAACACAGAAUCGACGAGUAAAAAUUUUUGUCUCGUUCGGUGUUCGAGCUUUAGCGUUAUUGAAAAUCAAUCGACACGUUGCGAGUGCAUUAUAUAUUAUGGAAAUCGUUUCAAUACGUGUAAACGUGACUGUAGAA
Molecule: messenger RNA, 1291 nt
Organism: Bombus terrestris (buff-tailed bumblebee)
Lineage: Eukaryota; Metazoa; Arthropoda; Insecta; Hymenoptera; Apidae
Exons: 4
Coding region: 1-600 (199 amino acids)
Source: RefSeq, a predicted model, not a curated record